CAAAUCAGUGUAAACAUAACCCAACUUCCGUUACAAUGUAGCCGGUUUUAAUUUAAUUAUUUAAUUAUGUCGAACAUGUUAACCGCCCGCAAAAUCAAGACCCUUGCGUACGGAGCGUGUUUUUUAACCGUCUUGUAUUACUUCGGAGUGUUCACCCAUUUGUUCGAGUCCGAGUUCAAGCACCACUUCCGCUACCCCUACGAUGGGGACAUUGAGGAGCUGGUGCAGCAACUUCGCUCGAACGCGACCCCCAAAGUGCCCCCGAUCAACACCUACAAUUUCCGCUUCGCCAAAUCAAGUUCCAACAAGUGCAAAAACGUGGAGAACUUGCGGCUGGUUUUUUUGGUGAAGUCGGCCCCCGAGCACUUCGACCGCCGAUUGGCGAUCCGCAGCAGCUGGGGCUUCGAGCACCGCUUUUCCGACGUGGAGAUCCGGACGGUUUUCCUGUUGGGUGAGCGCAGCGACGCGACUUCGCAACUUAAAAUCAGAAAGGAGUUUGAGAGUUAUAAGGACAUAGUCCAGGCUAAUUUCACGGACGAUUAUUACAACAAUACGUAUAAGACCAUGAUGGGUUUCACUUGGGCGGCGCGGUUUUGCCCCAACGCGCGUUUUUACAUGUUUGUGGACGAUGAUUAUUACGUUUCGACGAAAAAUUUGUUGCGCUUUAUCCGGAACCCGACCGCUUAUCCGAAUUAUCUCGAGCCGGCCAAGCAGCGAAAACUGCACCAGUAUGAUUUUGAUUUGGACGUCAAUGUGCGCCUUUACGCGGGGUUUGUCUUUGUGUCAGCCCCUCACAGACAUAGGACCAGUAAGUGGUACGUGUCUUUGAGCGAGUAUCCGUACGACAUGUGGCCCCCUUAUGUGACCGCAGGGGCGUAUGUGGUGUCGAGGGAGGCCCUCCUUGAUAUGUACUACGCCAGUUUCUAUACAAAACAUUUCAAAUUCGACGAUAUUUAUGUCGGUUUGUUGGCGUAUAAAUGUAAAAUCGAGCCAUAUCAUUGUGAUCAGUUUUAUUUUAAUAAGUUGGGUUAUAAUUUCGAGGACUAUAAGUAUUUGGUGGCCACACAUGGCUAUGGGGAUCCGUUUGAACUUGUCAAGGUUUGGACGCAGCAAAGGGCCAAAAAUAGUGCAUAAUUUGUAAAUAAAAAAUGUCAAGCUUGUGAUUCCAGAGUUAAAUUGGCAACACUGAAUAAACAAUGUUGCCAAUUCAAUUGCAAAAUCACAAGCCACUAGGACUGAUUUACCCACUGUUAAGUUAUUUAUGUUUAAUAAACAUAUCAUGUUUA
This is a messenger RNA of Tribolium castaneum (red flour beetle), 1286 nucleotides long. RefSeq names its product brainiac (gene brn). Gene Ontology annotation, cellular component: Golgi membrane. The transcript has a single exon. Lineage: Eukaryota; Metazoa; Arthropoda; Insecta; Coleoptera; Tenebrionidae. Gene Ontology annotation, molecular function: hexosyltransferase activity; UDP-glycosyltransferase activity. The record is from RefSeq and is a predicted model, not a curated record. Bases 67 to 1134 code for a protein of 355 amino acids.